Messenger RNA from Trichophyton benhamiae CBS 112371, 1494 nucleotides. RefSeq lists its product as uncharacterized. Gene Ontology annotation, molecular function: dolichyl pyrophosphate Glc1Man9GlcNAc2 alpha-1,3-glucosyltransferase activity. The transcript has 4 exons. Lineage: Eukaryota; Fungi; Ascomycota; Eurotiomycetes; Onygenales; Arthrodermataceae. Bases 1 to 1494 code for a protein of 497 amino acids. Gene Ontology annotation, cellular component: endoplasmic reticulum membrane. Gene Ontology annotation, biological process: protein N-linked glycosylation. The record is from RefSeq and is a predicted model, not a curated record.
AUGAGAAGCGCAGAGACAGAAAAUGGAAUGAUGCUGACAAUCUGGGUUGAAAGCAAAUCUACCGACUUUGAAGUUCAUCGCAACUGGCUUGCGAUCACUCAUUCUCUCCCGGUCAAGGAAUGGUACUAUGAGAAAACAUCAGAAUGGACUCUGGAUUAUCCUCCGUUCUUUGCUGGGCUAGAAUGGUGUCUAUCCCAGAUUGCUGCAUUCAUGGACCCGGACAUGCUCAAGGUGCAGAACCAAAACUAUGACUCCUGGCAAACGGUGUACUUCCAGCGGAGCUCAGUUAUUAUUCUUGAGCUGAUGCUUGUUUAUGCUUUGAAUAGAUAUAUCAAGUCUGCACCGAACCAAGCGGCUAAGGAACUGGCCCAUGCCGCCAGCUUGUCAAUUCUACUCUCUCCUGGCCUGCUGAUCAUUGACCAUGUUCAUUUCCAGUACAACGGGUUCUUGUAUGGGAUCCUUAUCCUUUCAAUUGUCCUGGCACGAAGGCAGUCUACCCUGUUAUACAGUGGCAUUACCUUCGCUAUUCUACUCUGUUUUAAGCACAUAUACCUCUACCUAUCGCUUGCAUGGUUUGUUUAUCUUCUGCGGGCCUAUUGCCUCCACCCAAGCUCCAUGUUCAGGCCUCAAUUUGGCAACAUCGCGAAGCUCGGAGUGGGGGUUGUGGGCGUUUUUACUGCAGCGUUUGGACCGUUUGCAAAAUGGGGUCAGCUUUCGCAACUUAAGGACAGGCUUUUUCCAUUUUCCAGAGGCCUAUGCCAUGCCUAUUGGGCACCAAAUAUCUGGGCAAUGUACUCUUUUCUAGAUCGAGUACUUAUACUUGUUGGAGACACUGCCUUUGCUGUCCUUCCAGAGAUUACAAAAGAAUAUACCUUUGGGCUGACGUUUGUAUUCCAAGCUGUGAGUUUUCCACCCAUGAGCCAACUUAAAUAUAUAACUACGAAAGAGGACUACGAGACUAACUACGUCCAGCUAUGCCUUGUGAAGUUGUGGUUCCAACCUGACUGGGACACCUUUGUGGGGGCAGUGACCAACUGUGCAUUUGCAGCCUUUCUCUUUGGCUGGCACGUCCAUGAGAAGGCUGUUCUCCUGAUCAUCAUCCCGUUUAGCCUGCUGGCUCUCAAGGACCGGCGAUACCUAGGAGCCUUCCGCCCACUCGCAGUGGCUGGCCACGUCUCCCUGUUCCCACUUUUAUUCACCGCUGCCGAGUUCCCCGUCAAAACCGUCUACACCAUCCUCUGGCUGGUACUGUUUCUUUUCGUCUUUGGCCGCCUUGCACCAGCCCCAUUGAGACCUCGAGUAUUCUUACUUGAUCGAUUUUCGCUGCUCUACGACACUGUAUCGAUACCUCUGAUUGUCUAUUGCUCCCUGGUACAUGGAAUGGUGUUUGGAAAGCGAUAUGAGUUCCUUCCGCUAAUGUUUACCAGUGCAUAUGCUGCUGUGGGCGUCUUGGGGAGCUGGGCAGGGUUCAUGGUAGUCUAUUUCACUACUUAG